GCGGUCUAAGAGAUUUGCCAACAGGAUUUGCGAAUAUGACAGCUUUGAAAGACUUAGAUGUAUUUAUAGUUGGGAAAAACAAUGGUAUAGAUUCAUUGCCACCCUUGAAUAUUACUGGAUAUGUGGAUAUUGAAUUCAGCAAGUGGCGGAGUGAUGCUGUUGUGGAAGCACAGAGGGCAAAUUUGAAGGACAAUCAGCAUUUGGUACGUCUUAAAUUAAUGUUUGGAUCCAUGGAAGUUACUCCUGCAGAUUUCGGUGAAAUGGAUAGAAUGUUACUGUCCUUGCAACUGCCUCCAAAUCUUAAAAACAUUUCUGUUCAGCAGUACAAAGGAGUUGAGAUGCCACGUAGAUGGUUAGAUGGGUUAUCUAAGCUUGUUUUCAUCCGUAUUGAGUAUUGCAGUAAUUGCAGAGUUCUCCCUCACAUGAGUCAGCAGCCUCAUCUCAAAGAACUUUAUCUUUCUUCAUUUGAUAGCUUGGAGUAUGUAGAAGAUGAAGAUGAUGUUUCGGUUGGUGAUGGAAAGUGUGAUUCUGGAGCUCACAAUAAUGUCUACUACCCAUCCUUAGAAAACUUGCAAUUAUUGGGUUUGACGUCUCUAAAGGGGUGGACAAGACCAUCAAAGGGUGAUGAUGUUGGUGAGACAAGGCACUGGCUGUUUCCUCGUCUUUUGAAAAUGAACGUAGAUCACUUCUCCAAGUUGAUGUCAAUGCCUCUAGCGCCAAAGCUGGAGUCAUUAAGGGCUCAAGUAAUCAAUUGGAAGGUGUUUGAAUCCAAUCUGACAUCAGUUGAUGAUGAGGAAGCAUCUUCUUCUUCGACUAAUCUUUUUACUUCAUUAAAAGAGUUGGAUAUUUCUACGAUUGAAGAUGGACCUACUUCUCUGACAAUCAGUAAUAGGUUCUCUAAUCUACAGAGUAUACAUAUAGGCCAUUGCGGCGAACUGACAAGUUUGAUGAUAGAAUCUUCAAAUCCCAUUCGGUAUCUCCAUAUUAAUGGGUGCAAACACUUGAAAAACAUAUCAGUGGGAAAUAUCUCUGUCCUUGACACACUGAUAAUUGAGGGCGGCGGUAAUGACUUGGAAGAAGAGCUCUCUCAAAGCAUUGCUUGCUUAACCACGCUUCAGAAACUUGAAAUCAGUCGUUUCAACACAGUGAAACAACUCCCAGAAGAGAUGAGCAACCUCUCCUUGCUGCGUGAGUUGAAGAUUGUUGAUUGUCCAAAAAUGGUGUCACUUCCACUAUCAUUAUUUGGCCUUACCUCUUUACAGAAGCUUUGUAUAAGCAGCUGUCCAGAUCUGAAAGAAAGAUAUGAGAUGCCAAAUGGCCAAGAUUGCCACCUUCUCCAACAUAUUCCCAAUGUUAUAUUCUUUUAGGCGUUAUAGCCUAUUGUGAUAAGUGAGCACCAAAUGAAGUCCGCUUCUUCACUUUUCUGUUGGUUUAACGCGACUGAUGCCUACCAGAACAAUGAUUUUCUGAUGAACAAUUCCAUGCUGCUCUCUUCACAUAUACUGAUAACAACAGAAUUGUACGGUUGAAUAAUAGUCUCAAAUCAGAGGAACUAAGCCAUGCUAACCUCACAAAGGGAUAUUGAAGAUUUUGGGGUGCAUUAAGCAGCAAGUUAUUGAAGGGGGAAAAGGUAAAACAUAAUCAAGCAAGGGAGCAAGCUUUUACCUGACAUUGCAAGGAAUGAGAUUUCUUCCUUCAGAGAUGCUAUGUAGCAUGCUGUACUAAAAUGAAUAUGGUGACUGUUUCGUUGCUCCUUAGUGAUGCUAGGCCAUCUGCAUCAAUACAUCAUUGAUGCAACCGGUGAUACACCAAGAAUUGAGCCGAAUGCAAUUGCACAGGGGUGCAAUUUUUUGUUUCACGCCGUUUAAUUGUUUCCUGAGUUAACCACUUUGGUGCGUGUGGAGUAAAUCAAGGCCCUUGUUUUUAUGUUAAUAAUUUCAGUAGUAGACUUGGAUUGGCCUGAGGCUGAACAUAUGGUUUGUGGAGCUUUUCAACCCUUCCUAGAAGGUGGGAAAAGCUUACAUAAUGAUGCUAAUCACUGGCUAGUGUUGGGAUUGUUGUGCUGCGCUUGUGCUUAAAUCUGGUCAGCAUUUUGGGAACAUGGGGCAUUUAUUCAGAUGGCAUGAUCGUGUAUAUGAGGUCCAGCUUGUCAGGAAACAAAGCUGGACAGAAGCUCUGUUUUCUGGUGAUAUUUGUAACCUUUGUCCUCUCAAUCUGUUACAGUAUAGUUUAUAUCUUAUAUAUCAGCACUCAGUAGAUAGCAGAUAUCAAUUCCUGCUCGCUGUAAAUCUACCUCUUAUGUAAUAAUACUGGCUGUAUGUAUAACUAAUUGCUUUUGAGUAAUGUAGACUAACUUCAGUAGAAAAUUUACUGUCAG
Molecule: messenger RNA, 2377 nt
Organism: Chenopodium quinoa (quinoa)
Lineage: Eukaryota; Viridiplantae; Streptophyta; Magnoliopsida; Caryophyllales; Amaranthaceae
Product: putative disease resistance protein RGA3
Exons: 4
Coding region: 36-1367 (443 amino acids)
Source: RefSeq, a predicted model, not a curated record